UUUAGGGGACUAAUUUUUAUUUUUCAAGAAAAAUUUAAUAAAAAAAAUCUAAUAAAAUAGUUAAAUAGGUGUUUUUUUGUUUUGAUAAAAAUAACAAUUUUACUUAUUAUCAUAAAGUUUAUUUUAACAAUUUUUGAAUGAACUCUAAAGUAGAAAUAAAAUCAAAUAAAAUGCUUGUGUACAAGAGUGUUCUUAAAAAUCAUGGAGUUGAAUGAUAAUUCAUCCACAAAAAAGUCAUCUAGAAAAAAAUCAUCAACACCAACUUUAGUUAUUAAAAAUUUUGAAGCGGAUAAUACUGGGAGUGUAAAACAAAGUGUUGUUUGUACAUUUUGUUCGAAGAGAACUGAAGAAAAUUUUGCAAUUUUAAAUGAUAAACCAGAAUUGUUAGGAACAUUAUCACAACUGGAUAUAGAAAUUUUACCCAUCAAUGAUUACCUUGAUUAUAUUUGCUAUCAGUGCGUAUUCAAAAUUCAUUGCAUACAGGAUUAUAAAAGAAUUUGGACUGCAAACAUUAAUAAAACUCGAAUUAAUCAUUAUUAUCGUUGCGGAAAUAAAGAAAUGGUGAGGCGCUUAAUAACAUUAAAACCUUCAACAUCAGCAAGAGCAACGCAUCAGUCUAGAACCAGAAGUAAUGCGUCAUCAUUUAAUGGAAAUCAAAAAGAAGGCAGUAUAAUAAGUCAUAGUACUGAUAAUAAUAGUAAUUAUGGUAAAGAUGAUUGUUCACAAAACUCAGAGAAAGAAGUUUCGCAAACCUCAAGAAAACGAACGUCUAGUGUUAGUUCAUUGAAAAUAUCUAAUGUUAAUUCAUUACACAGUCCUGUACUAUACAAUAAAGAAAGACGACGAAACACUUCAUUAGUUAAUUCAGAAUUAGGAAGCAAUAUGCCAAGACGGUCUUCAAUAUUGACAAAUGAAACAACUGAUUUAAGUCAAACGAAUAAUAGUUUAACAGAAAAUGGCUUUUUUCAAGAAAAUUCAAUUCAUACUGCAAACGAUUCAAUAUCCACACCAAAUAGUAAAAAAUCUCCAAAAACUAAGCAACUUUUUGGAAAGGGAUCAACUCCAACAAAUCCAAUUGACACAUUAUUAAAUGUUAUGUACGAAGAAAAUGAACCUGCUGCGAUGACAGAAUCAGGUGGAGAAAUUGCAUCACGAAUGUCACUUUAUAAAGAAGCCGUAACAAUGAAAUGUAAAUAUUGUGAACGGGUUUAUAAAAGAGUAACAUUUUUAAUAAAACAUCAACGUAAACAUGAACGCGAUAAUCAAAGAACUACAUCACUUAAAUCAAUAAGCUCAAAAGCAACUACAAAGCCUGUUACUGUUUUUGAUUGUCCAGAAUGCGAUGAAAAUUUCCCGACCAAACGUUUGUUAAAUAAGCAUAAAAAAGUUCAUUUAAAAACCCUUACUUGCCAAUAUUGUUCAAAAAUAUUUAUUUUAAAAUGGGAAGCUGAUUUUCAUGAGGCAAUUUGUUCUGGUACGACCCAAGCAAAACAAUCUAAAAUUGCAAAUCCAAGUAUUUCUAGUAAUGUUACGAGGUAUUACACUAGAUCUAUAAAAAGUAAAAUCAAAAAGACUGUUGAUGGUUCUAAAACUGAAAACAAUUUUAAUAACAAUGAAGAAGAAAUGGAAGAAGAUGAUGAUAACGAUUUGUCAGAUACGACUGACAUCGAUUCACUAUUCUCUAGUAGAAUGCGUAAUACGAAAAGAUGGACGGAACAAGUAACAGAAAUGCAAAACGAAAAUGAUGUAAAUAAUACAACUUAUAAUGAUACUGGACAUUUUUUAAAUUUAUAUAACAAACAUCAUAUAUAUAAUAAAGAAAAAGAUAAUUUCUCAACAAGUAAAACCAGAAAUUCUAAAAGGAAACGAAGUGAAAUUGUCCCAAAUAAAGUUCAAACACCGAUUAUCACUUAUGAUCCAUAUGAUGAUAUCUCAAAUGAAAGCUACCAUGAUGAUAGAGUUUUUUUCUUUAUAAAAUGCCAAAACAAUGGUUGCGAAUACCAAAAUGUUAAAUUACAAAAUGUUAUGGCCCACGAUGCUGAAACUCAUGGUGUUCGACCAUUGUACUACUGUAAAAAAUGCAAAAAGUCUUUUUUAAGAAAACAUUAUUAUAAAUUACAUAUUGAAAAUCAAGAUCCUGGUUGUUACUUAUGUUAUAAAUGCCGUGCAGAAUUUUUUUAUGAAGAAUUAUUACAUUCACAUUUAAAUGAACAUCAUUUUAUGGAACUAAAUAAUGAAGUAUAUCCAUGUAUAAUAUGUAAUAUGCAAUUUUUAGAUGAAACCACUUUAAUGCGACACUUUGCCACCAGAGAACAUUUAAUAUUAAAAGCUAGACCUAAAAUAACUUUCAAAAUUAGAAACUCUUAUCGUAUAUUACAAAAAUCACAACAAAAUUCUAAUAAUAAUGAUAGUAAUAGUAACAGUAAUAGUAAUGAAAAUAGUAGUAAUAAUAUGAUAUAUGAUUCAACAUUGUUAAGGGAAGGACAACUAUUACAAAGCAAUUGUAAUUUGGAAAAUAAUAAUUCUGUUAAAAAUGAAAGCGAUUCAAUACAAAAACAAUAUAGUCAAAGUAGAAUACUUAAAUUAAAGAAAUUUGAAAGUAAAAAUUAUAAAUACGAAUGUAAUUGUAUAAAAAAGAAUUGUUAUAAUUGUCAAAAACAUAGAAAAAUGAUUCCUUCUUAUGGUAAAGAACCAAGGCAAACAAAAUAUUUUCCACAUCGUAGUUGUAAUGAAGUUAGAUUGCCAUUUUUAAAAACCUGGUGGUUCAGAUAUUUAGAUGGAUAAUAAUUUCUUUUUUUUAUUCUUUU
Molecule: messenger RNA, 2807 nt
Organism: Condylostylus longicornis
Lineage: Eukaryota; Metazoa; Arthropoda; Insecta; Diptera; Dolichopodidae
Product: zinc finger protein 836
Exons: 5
Coding region: 202-2784 (860 amino acids)
Biological process (GO): regulation of transcription by RNA polymerase II
Cellular component (GO): nucleus
Molecular function (GO): DNA-binding transcription factor activity, RNA polymerase II-specific; RNA polymerase II transcription regulatory region sequence-specific DNA binding
Source: RefSeq, a predicted model, not a curated record